Molecule: messenger RNA, 759 nt
Organism: Sinocyclocheilus grahami
Lineage: Eukaryota; Metazoa; Chordata; Actinopteri; Cypriniformes; Cyprinidae
Product: neurturin
Exons: 4
Coding region: 46-759 (237 amino acids)
Molecular function (GO): receptor tyrosine kinase binding; growth factor activity; glial cell-derived neurotrophic factor receptor binding
Source: RefSeq, a predicted model, not a curated record
GAUUAUUUUCACUUGUCCGUUUCUUAAUUUAUUUCACUCAAGUCCAUGACAGGAGAGCUCGAUCAGCACCGAAAAGAUGGCAAACGGUGGAGAAGUCUGGAGUCCUGCAUGGCCGCACCUGCCCGAUGUCACCUGAGGAACUGGAAGGUGAUGCUGCUUGUGUUUGUAUGUCUUCUGGGUCUCGUUGAUGGACAUUUCCUUCAGGAGGAGAAAGAAGAAUCCCGUCCUAGCAAGCUGAGAGCCUCUUCAACCUCUGCAGAACAUCCAGGACCGCAGAAAGCUCUAGAUGAGUGGCAGAGCAGAGCACCAUGGGCACGACUGCAUGAUUCGUCCCUGGCCGAGGAAGGUGAGGGUCAUCGGAUCCGGUGGCAGCGUUCCUCUACAAACAGCUCCAGUUCACGGAAGUCCACUAGGAACCGAAAGGAGCGGCGCAACCGUAAGCGAGGCCGGAGCAGCCAGGACUGCCGUUUGGAGAGGAAAGAGAUGAAGGUGCGUGAUCUGGGCCUCGGCUACGACUCGGACGAGAUCGUGCUGUUUAAGUACUGCGUGGGGACGUGCAUGAGCGCCCGUAAAAACUACGACCUGGCCCUGAAGGUGCUGACGGAUAACGGCAGCGUUUCUGGCCGCAAGGUGAGCACUCACCCCUGCUGCAGACCCACGCGCUUCGAGACCGUCUCCUUCAUGGACGCCCAGACGAGCUGGCAGACAAUCAAAUGGCUUUCAGCGGCCAACUGCAGCUUCAGCAUUGAUAAUAAUUAG